AUGAAGUUCGUAUCAGCCGCUGCUUUGCUUCUCGUCUCCCCGCUCGUUGCGGCGGCGUCCAUUCCAAGCGUCUUCGACCCGACACAGGCCCCGAUCAGUGCAGCAGACGAAAAUCGAAAGAACCCUGUCAAGGGUGACAAUCCUUUGGAGUUCUGUGAACCUCCUUCUUCGCAUCUGCUCACCAUCGACUCCGUCGACCUUUCGCCCAACCCUCCCAAAGCCGGCGAGACUCUCACCAUCACUGCUUCGGGCGUUUUGCACCAAUCCAUCACCGAUGGCGCGUACGUCAACGUGGAAGUUAAAUGGGGUCUCAUCACCCUGGUCAAGCAAACCAUGAACCUCUGCGAGCAGAUCGAGAAUGUUGACCUGAAGUGUCCUCUCGAGAAGGGUAGAAUGACCAUGACCAAACAGGUGGACUUGCCAAAGCAAAUUCCUCCCGGCCGUUACUCAGUCCUCGCCGAUGCCUAUACUGCCGACCACGAGAAGGUCACAUGUCUCCAGGCCCACGACAUCAAGUUCAACCUGCCCAACUUCUAG
Molecule: messenger RNA, 537 nt
Organism: Penicillium diatomitis
Lineage: Eukaryota; Fungi; Ascomycota; Eurotiomycetes; Eurotiales; Aspergillaceae
Product: ML domain-containing protein
Exons: 3
Coding region: 1-537 (178 amino acids)
Biological process (GO): intracellular sterol transport
Molecular function (GO): sterol binding
Source: RefSeq, a predicted model, not a curated record